This is a messenger RNA of Podarcis lilfordi (Lilford's wall lizard), 5020 nucleotides long. NCBI's taxonomy places the organism in Eukaryota, Metazoa, Chordata, Lepidosauria, Squamata, Lacertidae. The record is from the annotation of a GenBank genome assembly.
AUGGGAUGUUCCUUUUACUUGUCUGGCAUUUCUCUUUCCCACCUGCAGCGCAAAAGUAAAUAAAAAUUUUAAAAAUGCCUAGAUCAGCUUUCAUAAAGGUAGCCGUGUUAGCCUGUGGCUUCUGGAACCUGAAACUACAGAUACAAACGUUGGACUGCAACUCCCAUCAUUCCUGAUCAUUGAGAGUUCAGCAACAUGUGGAGGGCUACAGAUUGUUGUGAUUGUUGCUGUUUAGUCGUUUAGUCGUGUCCGACUCUUCGUGACCCCAGAUCACCCUGCCUCAAAGACUUAAAACCAAUCUUUUUACGGUGCCUCUUUGUUAUUGUCGAAUCAGAGGGGAACUACAGGGGGCGCUACUUCAGCCUUUCUCUCCCCUCCCUCUCUCUAUGGUUUUCCGUGCGCGUCCACUUCGGAGACCGGAAACCGGCGUCUGUGACCGAAAGGAAGUGGUUUGGGGCGGAGAGGGGGGGCGGUUGUCCCGGCUGGAACCGUGAGGGGCCUGAGAAGCUACUCGGCGAAUAUCUUUCGGGCGCUGGCAGGGCAGAGGUGAGCGGGGACGGGGGAGCGCCAGCGGGUGGGGCCGACCGGCAAACCCCUUCCUUCCCUUUCCGCGGGUUGUGACUGCCGUCGGGGACCCUUUUCCUCCCGUCCUGUUGACUUUGGGAAGAGGCCGGGUGAAAAGCAGAUCCCGUUGCGACCGAGGCGCCGCUGAGCCUGAGGAACCGAACGCGUUCGCCGGGCGGCGCUUUUCUAUCCUCUCUCAGCUGCCCUGCCGCGCAGAGCUGCGCCGUCCUCGCCUCACUUCGUCCUCUCCCUUUUCUCCACCCCGACUCGCCCCCCGAAAACUCUUCCGUUUGCCUCAGACUCUUCCCCCGCCACCGCCGCCCCAUAUACGAAACAGACGGCCCACUUCUGUCGAAAGAGCCCAGGGCCACCUCAGUCCCACCGCCUUGAGGAGGAACCCAAAGCUACAUCCACAUCACAGUCUCCAUGCGGCCUGCGCUUUUUUCAUUCCACAUGAUCUCGCGUCUGGAUUUUCCUCUCACUGUCGCGCUUCUUUUUCCUCAUCAGUUAAAACCCGAGUGUACCCAGAUUUCAGUGUUGCUUGGCUUCUAACCCUUCUUUUCCUAAAACCGCCGGGUAGGGGGAUCUUCACGUCCCAAGUCUCGGAAAGCAGUCUUUCAGUGUAUUGUUUAGGCAUGGAGUGAGUGAUCUGAAAUCAGCCUUUAUUUAUGCAGUGAACCCCCCUGUUUUUUAGCCUCGGUUCCCAAGUGGCUCUUGCUGGUAUUUUAAAACAGCUUAUGCCACAAAACAACCUGAAUUAAAAUACAGAACUUGAGUUAUUUCCACCCCGCCUAGCAAAACAAAGCAGUUUUUUCUUGUUGCUUUAAAAAUCGGUUAACGGAGGGACCAGGUGAAUAGGCGGAGAAACAGAGUUUCUUGACCAAUGUGUAACCACUAGAAAGGACCGGUGUCUGAUAUCCAUCUUUAUUGUUCAAGGUGGGGAUAUCAAGAGCCAGGCCCAUGGCCUAGUAAAUGAGAGGAGCUCACUUCAUGACUUUAACUGUUCUGGUUCAAAGCUCCUCUGAUGUAGCACCUGCUGCAUGUAUUCUAAAGGUCACAAUAUAAGUAGAUCUUAAUCAUUUUCUUUCAGAAAUUCCAGAACUUCCUCUUUUCAUAUGAUUAAUCUUAAUGGUGUUUGUGUAUUAAUGGGCAUAAUUUUCAUUGCGUUGCCAUAAAAAUAAUGAAUCACACAAUUAGCCAUAUUCCAGUUCAUUGUUUGUGGGUGAAUUAAUCGGCAAAUCAAAACAAAACUUCUUUCAGAUGCGCUUGAGAAUACAUUGAGUUAAAAUUAUUAUUUUUUGUACCAGGUAGUGGGGGCAGUUUUUACAGGAGACAUACAUAUAGGAGCAGUCCUAUACACAAUAAACUGGUGAAUGGUAAACCCAGCUUAAAUUAAACCUGCAUAAAUUACACCAGAUCCAAUAUUCAUUCAGAAACGGCUACUGCUGGCUGAGCUGGCCUAAGCCUGACAGAGGGAGAAUAAGCUUUUAAAAUAUUGCUUGAGGUAAAGUUCCCAUUUUGCUAGCUUAACUUACAAUGGGUUGUCAGGUCACAUGAAUAAGCCCAAAUCCUCCCUCUCUGGUCCUCCCACCACCACACCCCUGGAAUACCCCAUUCUCAGGGCUUAUGCUAUUUUAAGAUCUGCAAGGGAAGCUCAGUUGCUGGGUUCCAGCUGGGAAGUGGAGAUAUGCCAGUGUAGCUCUGAAUGACCCAAGGAUGGGGGAGUUAAGGUGGCAUAGCCUUACUGUCCUAGCAACCUCCAGGGUCAGUCGGAGAUCUGCCUGAUCAUAAUGCCACUCAUCCUUGCAGAUCUUGCUAUGGGGUAGGGUUGUUCCCAUAAUCUUCAGUGGCCCAAAUAUUAUUUUCAGUUACAAAUUUGAUCAAAUUCCAGUUCUUAUUUAGUUUGUUUCUAAAUUUCAUUUCAGUUGAUAUUCAUUAUAGCAUGUAGACAGAAUAUUAAUCAGUCUGCUUGUAUGCUGAUUAUUCAAAGAGACCUUCAUAUGCUUCCCUGCCCCAUGAUAAAUUCAGCAGAGCUACUCUUAGAAAAUCUGCUGCCUAAGUGUUAAAUAGCUGUUGGUAUCCAGCAACCUUUUGAAUAACUACAAUAUAAAGCUUGUACCAGGAGAUCUGCUUGCAGUGCAUUUGUUGGGUGGGGAAUUGGUAGGCUGAAUACAAGAACGUUAGCAGAUACACAGUGUGGGAAAGUAGCAGAUAACAGAUUCUUAUAUCUGGAAAACUAUGCAAAAAGCUUGGUGGAUGUUAUGCUGCUUACAACAUACAGAUGGUUUAUAUUCUAAAGGUCAAAACUUCUCUUUCUGUUGUCUUUUAUCACUGUCAACAAAAUUAAAGAAGUCAUUGUCUUAUAUCUUUGAUGCUCUUCCAUAAAAUAGUUGGCAGAACAAUUAAAUAUCUUUUUAGAAAUGUGGUAAUGGGACCUUUUAUUGAGCUGUGAUAAAUCAUGGGGCACACCUAAUCCUUUAUAAAGUAGACAGGAAACAAAAGGGGCUUCUCAUAAGUUUUUGGAGUGACAUGAUAUAGCAACCAUUAAUUACAUCAUCCAUGAAAACUUUCAGGCUUGUGCUGGUUGUAAAUAACCUUCCCUCUUCUGCUCUGUUAUUUCUUCCCCAGAACUUGCAUAAGUUGUCAGAUAUUAUUCCUUUGCAAUAAUGGAUUUUUUUUUUUUUUUCAAAACUUGGGUGUAACCAAGUAUGGUGUUGAUCACUGGUGGGUGUGAAAUCUGCAGUAGCCAUUAUGUUAGCUAAGAACUCCAUUGAGACUGGGAAGAGACAUUAUAGGAGUGGCAUGACUAGGCAAGAAAGUGGCCAAGACCCAAAGUUUCAUUAAUGUAGAAGGGUAGGUCAUUCAGUUUUAAGUGUUUUUUUGAUGGUGGUGUGUUCUCUCUUUGGCUGAUUUGUGAUAUGAGAUGGUAGUGAAACAGUUUUGUGUGUUUGUGUUGCAUUUUUCUUCCCUGCACCCCCAAUGCUGGGGGAUCAUCCAUAAUUUUUUGGGGGGGGGGAGGGGAAGUUCCACUGUGUGAGCCAAAGUCCACUUGUGCAACAGUGAAUUUUGUUGUUUUGAUUAACUUGUAUUCUUAAAUAGUGAAGGAAGUGACUAUAAAGGUGAUUCCAGUCCCUAUCUGUGCCCAUUGUGGUUGUCCCUUCUUUCAUUGUUUCUUCCCUUGCACCCUGAAAGAGUGCUUACCGGCUCAUAGGAAGUAUAACUUGUCUCAAUGAAAUAAUGUUUAUUGCUACUUCUCAGCAAAAAUAAACCCCAAAGCACCUAAAUAAUAUAAUUUAAUAAACCAUUCAAAAUGAAAACACAUUUUACUGUUUGUUUGUGUGUUUGUUUGUUUGUUUGUUUGUUAUAGUACUAAAUUUGUAUUAUGAAAAAGUCCAUCUGUCUAUAGAAGCUAAGUAGAAUAAAAGGCAUCCACCUACCUACAAAAGCAAAGGAUAAAUCAGUCCUGUUGGACAAUAGAAAACUUUUAAUUACAUAUCAUAUGUGGAAGUUUUCAGUGUUUAAUGUUGUAUUAUGUUUUUACUGUUGUAUUAUGUUUUUACUAUUUUUGCUGGGAGCCUCCCAGAGUGACUGGGGCAACCCAAUCAGAUGGGUAGUAUAUACAUAUACAUGCACACAUAUUAUUAUUAUUAUUAUUAUUAUUAUUAUUAUUGGAACUGGAUCUCCCAAAUGAACUUAAGGGAGUGGUUAUUUCUUGGAGGGCCAGUGCCUUGAAAAUUGACCUUGAGACUAUAUUGAGGACCAAUAUUUUGAGUUGAGCCUGGCAACUUGUAUCCAGUGAAGACCCUUAUAUGCUCUCUUGGCUUUCCGUGGCCAACAUCUGGGUAGCCUUAUUCUGGGCCACUGGAAAUUUCCUAACUCUUUUCAAGCAAAGCUCCACAUAAAUCACAUCACAGUAAUCUAGUCAUGAAGUUAAAAAGGUAUGUAUGAAUAAUUCAGAUAACUUACCUCUUUUGGGGUGAGAAUCUGGUUCAAGCAGGACCUGAGGAAAAAGUAGUUCCAAUAAGCCAAAAAAAAAUACUUUGGUAGAAAGCCAUUGUUAGGCAUGUAUUCAGACAGUGCCCCAAAGUUAACCUAUCUAAUUGGAUCUGAGAUCUGAAUUGGAGUCUUGUGGCCAAAAAAACACCCAGAUGAGAUUAUGAGGUUAUUCCUGGAAAUUGUCAUGGGAUUGGUUAGUCAAUAAGAAGUUUUGGGUGACCUUGAUCUCAUACUGGUUGGUACUGAUUAAUGAAAACACUGGUCUACAUGUGAUGUGGUAAUGUGGCACAGUAAACAUAGCUGAGCCAUGUUUUUAUUUAACUUUAAUAUCAGUUAUAGAAAGGACUGCCGUUUAUGACCUUUUACAUUGCCACCAAUCCACGUAUUUUGCUUUUAGCAAUGAACUUAAAUGUAUAUGUACUUUUCUGUUUGUUUUCAGAUAUUAUUGCAAAGGCUCUAG